Messenger RNA from Botrytis fragariae, 195 nucleotides. RefSeq lists its product as uncharacterized. The transcript has 2 exons. NCBI's taxonomy places the organism in Eukaryota, Fungi, Ascomycota, Leotiomycetes, Helotiales, Sclerotiniaceae. Bases 1 to 195 code for a protein of 64 amino acids. The record is from RefSeq and is a predicted model, not a curated record.
AUGGGUCGCAAAGGGCACGCUGUGUGCAUUAUUGGCCAUGUUCAAGCAAUGCCCGAUUCCAUACACAGGAAUACUCUUGGGAGUGAUGUACUAUUUUUCAGCCGACAAAACUCCAUACGAUGCUUUUCCCCAGAGAUGGGGGUUGAAGAUGUAAGAUGGAUCAGGAGGACGGAUAUUGAUGAUGAAUGGUCGUAA